UAUAGCGCACGGAUGAUCCGAGAUUUGCACAGACAAGUUCAAAGGAAUACCGAGACACGUGCGUUUUAUUUGUUUUGUUGCGUUUUUUGGACGCCUGUGCGUUUUUAAAGUUAUGCCCCUUGCAUUCUUUGGCUAUUUAUACACUUCAUAGAGCCUCUUGGGGCAACAUUUCACAUUUGGAUGGUUGCUGUCAUUGUAUAAACUUCAGUUUGCAAUAAUGAAGAAAUUGACCUAUGUGGCUCUUUUAACAUUUGCAUCCGCUUGCAUGGUUGACGCCAGCUGCCCGGCUACGUGUGAAUGCCCUGCCGUGCCCCCGAUGUGCCCAGCUGGCGUGAGUUUGGUGUUUGAUGGUUGUGGGUGUUGUAAAGUGUGUGCCGCCCAACUAAACCAGGACUGCAACGCUCACAAGCCCUGUGACCACCAUAAGGGUUUGGAAUGUAACUACGGCAAUGAUGUGAUGCUGGGAAAAGGAAUAUGUCGAGCCAAACUGGAGGGUCGGAGCUGUGAGUACAACGGAAGAAUGUACCAGAACGGCGAGAGCUUCCGUAUGGGCUGUAAACACCAGUGUACCUGCAUAGAUGGAGCUGUGGGUUGUGGUCCUCUAUGUACCACCAGCCUGCCCCUAUCAUCACCCUCCUGCCCCUACCCUCGACUGGUGAGGGUACCUGGCCAAUGCUGCUUUAGUGUUGACUGCCACAAAGGGGCAAUAGCGCCUCUGAUUCCCUCAUGGAAAAUGAAGCAGCAGGCUAAUGGUCCACUGGAUAAGAGCUGGAAUGUGCUGGGGAACGAGUUGUGGAACAGGAGGACCGGAUGGGAAGAUGAACAUGGAUAUAAACACUUACCAAACCUAUGGGCCAGUGUUCAUUCUAGGUGUGUGAUCCAGACGACUGAUUGGUCUCCAUGUUCGAGUAGUUGUGGCAUGGGGAUAUCCUCUCGAGUAACCAAUGGCAACGCACAAUGCAAACUGGAGAGAGAGACUCGCCUGUGCAACAUACGACCCUGCAGCCCGCUGGCUGCUCUUCCCAAGAAAGGGAAGAAGUGCACACGCAUGCAAAAGUCAAGCAAACCUACUCAGCUGUCCUACGCAGGCUGCCGUAGCGUCAAAGUUUACCAGCUGAAUUACUGUGGCUUGUGCACUGAUGGGCGGUGCUGCGUGCCACGGCGCACACGUACCGCAUCGGUGCCUUUCUGGUGCCCUGGAGGAGGGCGUUUCGACAAAGCGGUCAUGUUCAUUCACUCCUGCAAGUGUGGACAAGACUGUGCGCACCUGAACGAAGCAGCCAUGCCGCCUCAGAAGUGGCUUUAUGGAGACACGCACAAGUUCAUUGACUAAAUUUCUGUGAAGCUGUGAAGACUUGAUACGACAUAAUUUGACCGUAUCGUGACGACAGUGCACAGCACACCUGCACUGAAAUGAGAAUAUUUAAGUCUACUUUAUACCACACAGAACACUGCUGACCCCAGUGAAGGUAUAUACACAGAUUACCGACCCUUUUUGUUUUGCAUUUUUGGUUGAGAGUUCUGCUGGUCAGCAAGUAUGAAUGGAUGCAACAUUUUAUUGCAUAUAGACUCACUUUAUUAGGGACAGCUGUACACCGACAUAUUCAUGCAACGAUCUAAUCGGACGUUUGUAUCGCAGCAGCACAAUGUAUACCAUCGUGAUAGGGGCUUCAGUUAACAACAAACAUCAGAACGGAGAAAUAACGUGAUCACAGUCAGUAGAGUUUAUACAGAAUGGUACAAAAAACAAACUCAAAUAUCACUCUACAAAAAGUGUUGAGAUGAAUCUCAAAUCACAAAUCUUGUGUUGAAUGGGCUACAAGAUCAGAUCACAUCAGGUUCUACUUCUGUCAGACAAGAACAGGAAUAUAAGGCUAUAGUGUUCAGACUCAGACAGAUGUUUAGCUGUCCUGUUGUGUGUGAAAAUCCCAGAUCUGAAAUUUAUAAAAUACUCACAACCAGCAAUGAUGCCAUGAUCAAAGUCACUGGGAUUAAAUUUGUACGUUACAGUGCCGAUGGUCUGCAUCUGCAACCAUUUUACACACUGCGCUGCUGCCCCAUGAUUGGCCGACAAGAUAAUUGUAUAAAUAAGCAGGUGUACUGGUGUUACCUGUAUAGUGCUCAAUAAGUUUAGCAUAUUUUUUAGUUCUAAAAAUUAUUUAAGUAUUCUGUAAGAAAAAGUUAAGCUUGUAAAAUAUUUGCACAAGCGAUUACUGUUGAUAACUGUUGUAGGAUUAAAAAAAUAGACUAAAAAAAGACAAUAUGUUUAAUUAAAAAAAAAGGGAAAGUGACAAAAAGGUCAUUAAGUAAAUAAUGAAAAUCGCCAGUAGUUGGUGAAGUUAUGAAAUAAUAAUCAUUGACAGGGUGGUGUGAUGCUGCCUGACUAAACGAAAGGGAGUUACUUUUACAUCAGAAUUAUAACUUAAGUUAUAGAAGCCUCUCUACUUCUCCCGUCGUGUAGCUAUAAACCUGCAACUUAACUAAGAAAUCAGAAAACAAAAACUACUAGAAAUAUUAGCGACUAUUCAAUACACUGACACUGUAGACUCCCCCAUAAAGGAUAUUUAACCUUCCCAGUGUCCAUGAUUGAGUUUUUGGUUCUGACUUAUUAGCAUUAGAUUAUGUAAAGCAACUGCCAGACACAUGGCCGUGGAAGUUGUUAAACAAAAUGAAUUAUUUUCUGACCAAAAUUAAACGAAAUUUAUGAAGGAGGGGAAAAAACCAAAAACAGGGUGGUGGGGGAAGCUACACAGGAAUAAAGUGAGUGAACCACACACACACACACACACACACACACACAAAUUGAUGAAACACAAGAGCACUCACUGCUAACUUCCAUGCAUCAUUAAUAUAUUCAGUUUUAAGAUGUCAAUUUUGCACUGAUAGAUCAAGGUUGAUAUCAGCCAGACUGAUAGGACCGAGUACCUAGAAUCAUCUAUUCACUUACUAUAAAUGUUAAAAUUGAAAUUAUUUACAAGGUACUGCUCAUGUUAAUAGUUUUCAAUUUAGGCAGCUAAUGUUUUUGUCUUGUUGCACUAUUAUAAACUCUGAAUAAAACAGUACUAAACAUGGAGCUAAGGUUGCUGCACAAGAGAAUAAAGAUUAAUUAUUGCCUUUUGAA
Molecule: messenger RNA, 3121 nt
Organism: Tachysurus vachellii
Lineage: Eukaryota; Metazoa; Chordata; Actinopteri; Siluriformes; Bagridae
Product: CCN family member 1-like
Exons: 5
Coding region: 218-1333 (371 amino acids)
Biological process (GO): signal transduction
Cellular component (GO): extracellular region
Molecular function (GO): protein binding
Source: RefSeq, a predicted model, not a curated record